AGUGAAAUAGUGUUGCCACAGGCAGGGGAGCGUUCAGAGCGGAGAGGUGAGCUCUUGGUUAAGAGCUGGUGCUUCAUUAACUCAUUUUGACGACUUCGAAGGUUUCAAGAUUGAGCAAGAAGGAGACUUUCUUUGGUCCUACCAGUCUGUCCAGUUUUGUCUUAUCUUCUAAGAAAGACAGAGAGCAGGUUGUUUCCAGUGAAGCUUUUGGAUCUGUUCAAACAAAAGGGGGAUUGUUGUAGACCUUAAUUAUCUUUUGCUGAAGGACACUCUGUUUUGUUUGAUCUCUGUUUGCUGGAGGAUUACCUCUAUAUGUGAGAUCGUGCAGAGACUCAGUCAGGAGCUCAGUGGAUGUAUUUGCGGGGAAGAAUGAGCAGUUUUCUGUACUUCCUCUUCCCGGUGCUGGGUGGAUACACCCUCACCUCGGUGUACCUGCUGAAGAACCCCCACAUUCUCCACAGGAAGAAACGCACGGCUUUUUACAGCACGCACAUCUCACACAGAGGAGGAUGUGGAGAGAGGAUAGAGGGCACCAUGGAGGCGUUCACAAAUGCAGCGGAGCAGGGCACCCAGAUGCUGGAGAUGGACUGUCACAUGACGCGUGACGGACAUGUGGUGGUGUCACAUGACUUGAAUCUGCUGAGGCAGACGGGCCUCAACGUCAACACCUCCGAGCUCGAUCUAAAGGAUUUGCCUCUGUAUAAAGAGAGACUGGAGGUGACAUUUUAUACAGGUCGCUGCAGCAGCGGUGCAGACAGGAAGUUCGCCCUGCUGGAGGACGUGUUCAGGAAGUUCCCUGAGAUGCCUGUCAGCGUUGAAAUCAAAGAGAACAACAAGGCGCUGAUAGGAAAGGUGUCUGACUUGGUUAGAAGCUACAACAGGGAGGAGAUCACCAACUGGGCCUCUGUUGACUCUGGGAUCAUGAAGGAGUGCCGCAGAACGAACGGCUCCAUGCCGUACAGUUUCUCCAUGAACAGAGGUGUGCUGCUUCUGCUUCUCUUCUACACCGGCCUGCUGCCCUUUGUGCCACUGGGAGAAAGUUUACUGCAGUUCUACCUGCCACGCGUCAUCAACAGGACGUUCAUUCCUAAGAUAGGCAUCCUGAAGAACACGUGGGUCGUCUCUUUGUUGGAAAAAGUAACAAUGAGGAAGAGUCUUUUUAAACACCUCGCAGCUCGUGGAAUUCAGGUGCAUUUGUUCGUGUGCAAUAAAGAUGAAGACAUAAAGGCUGCAUUUGAAGUCGGGGCCACAGGCGUGAUGAGUGACUACCCGGCUCUUCUGUCAAGCUACCUCUACAGAAACAGAAGUCAGGAUUGACCCCACACACACCCCCUGAACACACAUCAUGACAACAAUUAAUAGCUCAGAAAAGGCAGCUUUCUGAUGAAUGAGGAUUGUGUAAAAAGAAGAAAAGACAAAUACAAGGAAAUACAAGAAG
Molecule: messenger RNA, 1438 nt
Organism: Sebastes umbrosus (honeycomb rockfish)
Lineage: Eukaryota; Metazoa; Chordata; Actinopteri; Perciformes; Sebastidae
Gene: gdpd3a
Product: glycerophosphodiester phosphodiesterase domain containing 3a
Exons: 10
Coding region: 352-1317 (321 amino acids)
Biological process (GO): glycerophospholipid catabolic process
Cellular component (GO): endoplasmic reticulum membrane
Molecular function (GO): phosphoric diester hydrolase activity; phosphatidylcholine lysophospholipase A1 activity
Source: RefSeq, a predicted model, not a curated record